Molecule: messenger RNA, 1820 nt
Organism: Dermatophagoides pteronyssinus (European house dust mite)
Lineage: Eukaryota; Metazoa; Arthropoda; Arachnida; Sarcoptiformes; Pyroglyphidae
Biological process (GO): regulation of gene expression
Cellular component (GO): nucleus
Source: RefSeq, a predicted model, not a curated record
AAUAAUCGUCAUUUUAAAUUGAAUUAAUUUCAAACCAAACCAUAUCGAUUGGCGAAUAAUGAUUUAAAUUCUCGCUUUCGGAUUCGAUUGUGGUGUGUGGCAAAACAUUCGAUUAUUGUGUUCCGUCAUAUUUGGAUGAUAUUUGUUUGUUUCGGUCAUAAUUCUUUUCGAAUCCGAACGGAAGUUAUCAUCCCACCGGAUCUAUCAACCAUUUUCUACUUUUGAUUCAUCUCAUCUCAUCAGACAAGAGAGAAGAUGGCUGAUGUAGCGAACAAGAUUAAUUUUCUCGAAUCGGAGAAUAAAUUAUUAAUGGAUCAACAGCAAAAUUAUAAAGAAUUGUGCAAAGUCCUAACACAACGACAUGUGGAAAUAUUGAAAUAUCUAAGUCAUCUGAGGAAUUUGGUGGAAAAAAUCAUGUCAUUAUCGAAAGAAAAUGUUGUUUAUGCAAAUUAUCACACCGAUAAAUCAGCAUAUGAAUCGAAUAUUAUUAAAUACGACAAACAAAUCCAAUUCCUCACCGAAUCCAUUCAAUCGUCGCAUACAAGGAUCUCUGAUAAUGAAGGAAAUCUGUUCAAAGAACAUUUGAAAUUGCUAUCGACUUCUUUGGUAGAUCUUUCUCCCAAAAACACCUCGGUCCAACAAUUGGAAACAAAUGUCCAACAACAACAGCAGCAGCAACAACAACAACAACAACAACCACAACCACAUACAGUUCUCGUAUAUCAUAGCGGUGAUUAUAGUAAUGCCCAGGAAAUCAUCAGUCAUGAGUAUUUCAAGAAAGAUUUAGCCACUGAAGUGAAAAUGAAUGAGGACGGUAUUUAUGUUCCAAAAUUGGUAUUAGAAGACAUUGAAUAUAGUAAUGCCAAUAAUGCCAAUAGUAAUAAUGUAUCAUAUCCGAUUGUGGCCAAUAAUAAUACGGUGGCAAUAAUAACAACCACAACUGCCAAUAACAUUAACAAUAAUAAUGCCAUUAGCGUUAAAAAUUCUGGCAAAUUGGCACUGUGUGAAUAUUGUGGUAAAUAUUUCAACAAACAUUAUCUUGCCUCGCAUAAACGAAGUCAUACCGGAGCACGGCCAUAUAAAUGUUCCAUACAAGGCUGCAAUCGCACAUUUACCCAGACCAGUUCCCGCAAUGUUCACGAAAAACGUGUACAUAAUGUACAGCACGCUAAACUAGAAUAUAAAUGUACCUAUUGUGAUUCUGCAUUCGAUAAUCUGUCCGAUAUGCAAAAACAUGCUCAACAACAUCAAGCUUUAAUCAAUACCGUUGUCACUCAACAAUUCGAUCAGAUCCAGGUGACGACCGUGCCUACCAUCAAAACUAAUAUCAACAACAACAUCAACGACAACAUCAAUAACAACACCAAUAACAACAUCAGCAACAACAACAUUAAUAAUAAUUGUUCUACUCCGGUCAAACGAACACGAAAAUCGGCAAAUCAUGCAGCAUCGAAUGGUCCGACUACAACACUGCAAUCAAACAAUCCGAAUGGCUAUAGACACGUUUGUCAGCAUUGUGGCAAAGCAUUCGCGUAUAAAGUGGCCAUGAAACAACAUAUGGCUUUACAUGGUCCAAAAAAUUUCCGCUGUUCAUAUGAUAAUUGCAAUUAUGCUUCAUAUUGGAAACACAAUCUUGGUCUGCAUAUGCGAAAACAUCACCAAACACCACCAUCGUCUUCUUCAUCCGGAUUGACGACAACGACGGAAACAUUGUCGGCUACCACAUCAUCUGUCGCUGCUUCCAAUGCGGCAAACCAAUGAACGAUUAUUUUGUCAAAAUAUGGCUAUCAUAUCUUUGUUGACAUUUAUUUAUAUCUUCC